ACGCUAGCUCUUGGUGUCGAAUCUGCGGACAUACUCGGUCACUGUCGGUAGAUCAGUCAGCUCUCCGCUCAUCGGUACAUUCACCGGUCAGUUUGUGUCCGUUAUUGUUACCGGUCUCCUCUUCCUCUCUGUUCCAGCCGGCAGCGGUGAUCUUUAAAUGGCGGCUGUUUACGGUUUCAGCAGCCUGGAGCCUUAAAACACUUCCUGUAAGAUCACCAUGUAGACUGGUGGAUGGACAGCUGUGAAUCAGAGAGCAGACAGUAGCAGUCUGAAACAUUUACAGUCAGAAACUGUAACAGUCAGAAUCAGAAACAGAGUCAGAAUCAGAAACAGAAUCAGCAACAGAGUCAGAAUCAGAAACAGUCAGAAUCAGAAACAGCCAGAAACAGUAACUGGUCAUAAACAGUCAGUAACCAGUCUCACAGUGUCAGGGUGGCUCUGGUGUCGUCCUGGUGGAGGAGCAGGCUGAUGGAGAGCGACUGUCGGAUCCCUGUGGCGUGUUGUAGGCCUCGAGUACUUGUCCUCCACGCUCUGUUCUGGGGCCUCGUCUCCCUCAGGGUGUUUGGCGCUGCCCUGCUGAGCGAAGAAAAAACUACAGCAGUGAAACAGGUGGUUGCCCCCUGCUGGCUGCUGGAGGAGUUUGUGGUGACGGUGGAGUGUUCGCCGUGUAAUGCCUUCCAGACCAGGUCGUGGUCAUCGUGCACGCUGACGGGAUACGUGGAGAGAGUCAACUGCACCAAAACCAACAGAGAUGAGUACAAGAGCUGUCGCUCCGCAGUGAUGGAAGAACAUCUCUUCUGGAAGUUCGAGGCAGCCAUGUUGGCUCUGACGGCCAUCUUUGCUAUCCUGGUGGUCGUCCGUCAACGCUGGCUCGACCGCCUGGCCUCCGAGAAGGUCCGCCGCCAGAUCGAGUCCAUCUAGGUAACCAGACGCACCUGGACCCGAACCCAGAUCUGGACCUUGUUUUUAUCCUGCUGCAGUUUUUUAAGGACUGGAUAAGUUGAUCCGCACUCGGAGAUCCAUCAGGGAUCAGGACUGAAGAGGACCCUGCAGAGAACUGGACUGUUUGCGUCAUCCUCAAAUUUAUUUAAUCUAAAACUUUUCUGAUUGGUCUGACAAAAUGUAGCAGGUGUUAAAAUGGACAUGGCGUUUGAGAUUGACGCUGUCCCUGCUGAAGACGAUGAUGAAAGACAGAUCUUGUGUUUUCCCUCCGUAUUUUCUUGCUAAAUGUUUGAUUCAGCAACAUAUGAUCAAAUGUUGAAGUGUCUUUGAACGUUACGCCACCUCCUUUCCUCAGAUAUUUUAUUAUCAAUUCUAGGGUCGGACUGUUAAACAUGUUUAAUUUUGUUUUUCUGUGAAGUUUUUGACUCAAUAAACUGAUGAGAAACAGUUUUCAAAAAAAUACA
Epinephelus lanceolatus (giant grouper) is the source of this 1406-nucleotide messenger RNA. RefSeq names its product jumping translocation breakpoint (gene jtb). Gene Ontology annotation, biological process: mitotic cytokinesis. Lineage: Eukaryota; Metazoa; Chordata; Actinopteri; Perciformes; Serranidae. The record is from RefSeq and is a predicted model, not a curated record. Gene Ontology annotation, cellular component: cytoplasm; midbody; spindle.